Molecule: messenger RNA, 510 nt
Organism: Impatiens glandulifera
Lineage: Eukaryota; Viridiplantae; Streptophyta; Magnoliopsida; Ericales; Balsaminaceae
Product: gibberellin-regulated protein 6-like
Exons: 4
Coding region: 30-368 (112 amino acids)
Source: RefSeq, a predicted model, not a curated record
CAACAAGAGAGUGAAAAAGAGAGAUAGCCAUGGCCAAGUCUGUAUUCAUUAUGCUUCUACUACUCUUCUUCAUUGCCAUGAUCUCCUUUGUGGCCACCACCACCACCACCACCACCACCACUGUUAUGGCUGCAGAUGCUCAAUACAAUCCAACUGGAUAUGGGCAGGGAAGUCUGAAGAGCUAUCAGUGCGGAGGAGAAUGCUCUAGGAGAUGCGGGAGGACGCAAUACAAGAAGCCAUGCCUCUUUUUCUGCAACAAAUGCUGCUCAAAGUGCUUAUGCGUUCCUCCUGGCUACUAUGGCAACAAACAGCUUUGCCCUUGCUAUAACAACUGGAAGACCAAACGCGGCGGACCCAAGUGCCCUUAAUUAAAUUCUUUUUCAACAACAUCACCUUCUUCUUCAUCAUCAUCAUCAUCCGAUAAGAAUAAUUAACUUCUCCGGCAGCCCUUUAUUAUUAUAAUUAUUGGCAAAUGGCAGCACCAGCUGCAGUUUAAUUAAUAAUAAGAGA